AUGGCUUCAGAUUCCAAUUCAAAUCUUAGAAUCACCAUUGAAAGCAAUCCUCCAGAGUCACGUCUAGCUGAAUUGAACAUCAAGUGUUGGCCCAAAUGGGGUUGCUCUCCAGGGAAGUACCAAUUAAAGUUUGAUGCUGAAGAGAUAUGCUAUUUGCUGAAAGGGAAGGUGAAGGCAUAUCCAAAAGGGUCAUCAGAGUUUGUGGAGUUUGGUGUUGGAGACCUUGUCACCAUCCCAAAGGGACUCAAUUGCACUUGGGAUGUCUCAGUUGCUGUGGAUAAGCAUUACAAAUUUGAAUCAACAUCAUCAUCAUCAUCUUCUUAG
Sphenostylis stenocarpa is the source of this 324-nucleotide messenger RNA. NCBI's taxonomy places the organism in Eukaryota, Viridiplantae, Streptophyta, Magnoliopsida, Fabales, Fabaceae. The record is from the annotation of a GenBank genome assembly.